AUGGAGAACGAAAACAUUCAAACUCGGUCGCGAGCGUUGACUCAGUCGCGCAUACCGACAAAAGGCCUCAAGGAGUUGAAUUCGGCAAAGACCAAUGCUCGAUCAGCCAUUCCGACGCUGGGUUCUGGCGCAAACCCUUCCCUUUCACGUAAGGACGAUAGCGCAUCAGCAAGGAGUACUACUGAGACAGGGCUUAUACUAACACAACUUGAAGCGACUCGUAUCAAAGCUCCCUCAUCACCAGAGCCGAAGAAGCCAGCACAUUUUACCCGCUCAGUCGCCACUGCACCCAAGACACACACCCGCGGUAACUCGUUCACAUCAUCCACGAUGAACAGAGCCAAUUCGACAAUCUCACGCAGUACUAAUCCCUCAUUUUCGGCCACCUCCGGAUAUGGCGCUCGCCCUGCGUCUGCAAUGUCCCGCCUUCACUCGACUAUUGGUAAUCGCAAGCUCAAUCCCACAUCGCUCCCCCGCUGUGCGACCUCAUUAAAUACACACCCAGAAGAUAGCGCCACAAGCGUCUUGGGAAAACGAAAGGGUAGGCCAUUUUCCCCAAUUCCUCGCGAUCAUUGUUGUUCCCCUCCCGUUGGAGCUCCCCCGAAACCGGAUCCGGAUAAACUGUGGCGUGAUGCUCGGCGCUUAACUCCUUCCCGGGGUACUGGUGAAAAGGAUUUCGAGAUCUCGAAAGACAGCUUCAGCCGAAGUCGAAACCCUUCUCUACUCCAAACCUCGUCCCCUGGGAGCGUCGAGAUGCCAGAACAUGCCAUCUUGCCAGUCGCAAGACUGUGUCAAGCCGCCAGGAUCCCUUUGGUCAGCCCACCAAAGCCCUGUCAGCCUCCAUUCAAAAUUCCGGAACGGACACCAAAAGUUCCAUCAAUGGCGUCGUUUCUCACGAAAGAUUCUUCCUAUUCAGUUUUUAACAAUUAUGUAGGAACCGAUUGGGACCAUGCAUCCAAGGAGAAAGCAAUGCAGGAUAUGAUGGAUACAGUCGUGUUGAAUAUGCAACAAGACCGGUCUGAAUCCUCUGUCCUCAAAGAUACUAUAGAAACUCUCAGGAGUCGAACGACCGAGCUCGAACGGUACCAGAAGGAACUAUUAGAAGCCAAUGUCGAUCUCCGUGUUGCGACUGAAUCAUUGAAGGGUCAAUUGAAUAACGCCGAAACCGUCUUGAAAAACGCACAACGAGAGCACGAAAUAACAAUGGAUGAUCUGGAUAGACGUCAACGCAUCGAGAUGGAAUCUAUCCGACAUCAGAGUCAGAAAGAACGAGAGGCACUGAUUGUUCAACAUGCUCGCGAAAUUCAAGAACAACGGCGAAAAUUCGAGGUCGAUAUUGAAGACGAGAAGUUCAAGCGGGUCCGAGAGCUUGACCAGCUCACAUCGCAGUCCACCAUAGACAUUCAGAGAUCACAGGUCGAACUAGAUAACAAAACCCGCGAGAUCGCUUCGCUUAAAGCCGAGAUAAACACCUUCAAGGUCGAGCUGGAUCGAGAAAGAAAGACUUUCCACGCCGUUCGCCAGAAUCUUGACACUGCCAACACCAACAGCGUGACUUUAGAAUCUAACAUCCGAGCCCUCAAGGCUCGCAUUGAGUUCCUUGAGGGUGGGCGGGAAGAACAGUCUCUAGCCUUCGAGCAAUGCAAUAGUCGGAUGAUGGAUGCGCUUGCCGAGACCGAGGUGACAAAGGAAAAGCUUCGCAAGGAAGAAACACUUCGUCGAAAGCUUCACAAUCAGGUGCAAGAGCUUAAGGGCAACAUCCGUGUUUUCUGUCGUGUUCGCCCAACUCUCAACAAUGAGCCUGCCUCUGUGAUCACCCCGAUGCAAUACCCUGACGCGUCUGAUGAUGCCAAGGAGAUCAAUGUCCUGGGUCCAGAGGAGAAGAGUAGUCUCGGUACUAUCUCCCGCAAGAAUAAUACCUUCUCCUUUGACCGUGUCUUUGGACCUUCGACCCAAAACGCCGAGGUCUUUGAUGAGAUCAGCCAGCUGGUUCAGAGUGCGCUCGAUGGCUACAACGUAUGCAUAUUCUGCUACGGCCAGACUGGCAGCGGUAAGACUCACACGAUGAGUUCACAAGAUGGUAUGAUUCCUCGCGCUGUCCAUCAAAUCUACGAGACUGCCCAAGGCCUGGAGGAGAAGGGUUGGCGGUACAAGAUGGAAGGCAAUUUCGUUGAAGUAUACAAUGAGAACCUGAACGAUCUUCUCGGUAACCCAGACGAGCUUGAUAAGUCAAAGCAUGAGAUCCGCCACGAUAUGCAGCGCGGAAAGACCUUCAUUACCGACAUCACUACUGUUACCCUGGAAUCGCCAGAGAUGGUCCAGUCUAUCCUCAGCCGUGCAGAUUCAAACCGCUCCGUUGCUGCCACCAAGGCUAACGAGCGCUCUUCCCGAUCACACUCCGUCUUCAUUCUCAAGCUGAUUGGCGAAAAUCACAUGACAGGAGAGCGUAGCGAGGGCACGCUCAAUCUGGUGGAUCUGGCAGGUAGUGAGCGCCUUAGUCACAGUCAAGCAACAGGGGAGCGUCUCAAAGAGACUCAAAACAUCAACCGUAGUCUCAGUUCCCUCGGCGAUGUGAUUUCUGCCCUUGGGCAAGGCAAGGAAGGUGGACACAUCCCCUACAGAAACAGCAAGCUAACCUACCUCCUCCAAUUCUCGCUCGGAGGUAACUCCAAAACGCUCAUGUUUGUCAUGGCCAGUCCGCUACAGGCUCACCUGUCGGAGACAUUGACAAGCUUGAAGUUCGCCACGAAAGUUCACAACACACACAUUGGCACUGCUAAGCGUCAAUCACGAGUCCGCGAUUGA
Molecule: messenger RNA, 2805 nt
Organism: Penicillium taxi
Lineage: Eukaryota; Fungi; Ascomycota; Eurotiomycetes; Eurotiales; Aspergillaceae
Product: putative kinesin family protein (KlpA)
Exons: 4
Coding region: 1-2805 (934 amino acids)
Biological process (GO): microtubule-based movement
Molecular function (GO): ATP binding; microtubule motor activity; microtubule binding
Source: RefSeq, a predicted model, not a curated record